AUGUUAUUUCUUCUCUUCUUAUUAUCAGUGAAUUCACAGAAAACUGUGAACGUUUGCACCAGUCGUCGUCCUGUCUUUCUGUUCAAUGGGAUUUUGGGAAGUUCUCUUAGCGCGAACAUAAGCAACUAUGGCUCAAAUGAAGUUGAUUCAGCCUGUUGGGAACACCAAGCGACUAAUCAACGUGUCUGGGCCUCUUACGAUUUACUGAACCCAUCGACUCGCAAAUGCAUUCCGCAGUACUUACAAAUGCAUUACGACGUUGAUACGCAUCAAAUGAGGAAUGCCGAGAACGUCGAAUUGUAUUACCCCAACGCCAACUCUGUUAAUGGUGUUUCGACCAUUUCGCCGGAUCCAAUCACUAAAAACCUUUUAAGACUUUACGCUGAUAUUGUCGACAAUUUACAGGCAAUUGGGUAUGAAGACAUGUACGACUUACAAGUCGCUGCUACCGAUUGGAGGGUCAUGAAACAGAGUACCGUGUGGACACAAAACAUUAAGAAGAACAUUGAAACUGCAUUUAACAUUGCAAACAAAAAGGUCAUUUUAGUUGGACACUCGAUGGGGGGAUUAACUAUUUCGGACUUUUUAGAGGACAUGGGACAGAAGUGGGUCGACAAAUACAUUCAACGAGUCGUUUCAAUAUCAACGCCAUGGCUCGGCGCAGUCAAAACUAUUAAAGCACUUUUGGAGGGCGACAAUGCCGACUUGCCAAAAGAAGUUAUACCACUUGAUCUGUUCCUUAACGCGUCCAGAACAUUUGAAUCGGUGUAUGCGAUGGCGCCAAAUGAACUUUAUUAUAAGACUGAAAAUGGACUCCUCUCUGCAAAGGAACUUGUGAAGCUGUUGGAUUCAUUUAAAGACGAGGUGGAUGAGAAAGGUGACUUUGUCAACAACGCUCUGAAGCUUAGUAAGAGAAAUUAUAAAAAAAGAGGUGUCAAAUACCCAUUGACGUGUAUGCAUGGACAUAACGUGAACACUUUUGUUGGGUAUCAAAUGGUCAACGGACUACUGGAGAAGGUGUAUGAGAAUGAAGGAGAUGGUACCGUUGAGUCACAGAGUCUUUCUUAUUGCGACCAACUUGGAAUGGAAAAUUUUGUAGGACUCACCAUUUAUGGAGCGUCUCAUGUCGGCAUCUUGAAGUCAGAUUCAGUCAUCAAAAUAAUCCAAGAAUACGCAUGUGAUGAAGUCGACUAUGUCCCUGAGCCACUUACCUUUUGGGAAAAAGUGAUAGUCAUAGCGUAUGAAAUCUUUAACUUCUUUGUCGAGCUUUUUGAUUAA
Molecule: messenger RNA, 1278 nt
Organism: Entamoeba invadens IP1
Lineage: Eukaryota; Evosea; Mastigamoebida; Endamoebidae
Product: 1-O-acylceramide synthase precursor, putative
Exons: 1
Coding region: 1-1278 (425 amino acids)
Biological process (GO): lipid metabolic process
Source: RefSeq, a predicted model, not a curated record